AUGUCGCACGGCAGCACACCUCUUCAAGGCGGCGACAAGUUGCACAAGACCAACACGCAGGACCCAGGUCGAGUCCAGGUCAACGCCCAUUUCGUGGGUGCACGAGCCCUGCGUCUGCUCUGCAUGGAAGCAAAAAGUAGCACUGAGAAGAGUGACCAUCUGACCUCUGUCAACACCCUGACGACCAAUUAUUCAGGCUGGUCAUCUCGAGUUGGAGUCAGCGAAUCCGGGUCAACGACGUCUGCGGAUGGGUUCGAGCACGAUGUGAAUCACAAGCUAAGAUGUGGGCGCUUCUCGUGGGACACAGCGCUGACGGAGUUUGGAAGUGACACUUUGAUCUUGUGUUCGGUUGCUAGCUUGCAGCAGCUGAUCCUGAUUCGGCUCAGCGCUGUGGACUCUCAGGGCCGGCCUAUCUUCUGCUGCGAGACCUUGUGCUGCCAUCCCUGUUCAGGAUGUUCAUUCCCUCUGCGGAAGAUUAUUCUUUUCUGCUAUAAGGUGUGCAGCGAGCAGCAACCCCUCCCUUUAGGCGCCAAGGAGAAGACUCGCAGCUUGUCCUUGCUGUCAUCAUCUACCCAUCCUGUCCUCGACCACCAUCGCCAUUACUGCUUUCGAACAUCUCUUGCAUACAGGCCGCCGUAUCGUUCUACGUCCUACUCUUACACCAUCGAGCUUCUUCGCUCUUCCCCUCGUCUGCAGCGACUUCGACAGGCCGUCGGCCAACCCCGGCUACAAAGGUGA
Molecule: messenger RNA, 738 nt
Organism: Pseudozyma hubeiensis SY62
Lineage: Eukaryota; Fungi; Basidiomycota; Ustilaginomycetes; Ustilaginales; Ustilaginaceae
Exons: 2
Coding region: 1-738 (245 amino acids)
Source: RefSeq, a predicted model, not a curated record